Molecule: messenger RNA, 1320 nt
Organism: Aspergillus candidus
Lineage: Eukaryota; Fungi; Ascomycota; Eurotiomycetes; Eurotiales; Aspergillaceae
Product: serine hydrolase domain-containing protein
Exons: 7
Coding region: 1-1320 (439 amino acids)
Source: RefSeq, a predicted model, not a curated record
AUGGACAAUCUCGAUCGGAUCCUCAACGAUUUCACCCACCCCACAACGGGGUCCUUGCACGCAGCAGCGUUCAUUGCUGUGGACCAGUCUGGAAACACUAUCUACAGCAAGACCGCUGGCCGGGCACAUCAGGACGAUAAAGAUGAACUGCCAUUAUACUCUCUCUAUUGGAUUGCGUCCAUGACGAAGCUGGUCACGGCUGUCGCUGUGGUGCAACUGGUCGAGCAAGGCAUCCUGUCGCUAGAUGACGACGUGCGUGAGAAAAUGCCGGAGCUCAAAGACAUCCAGAUCCUCCAAGGGAUGGAACACGACGCAUCUCGAGGACCAGCACGGCCAAAGCUGGAUCCCGUUCAGGGGAAGCUGACAUUGCGUCAGCUGCUAUGCCACACCUCCGGGUUCAUCUACGACUCGACGUCGAAGCUCCUCCAAGAGUGGUCCCUGUCCCAAGGUCGGACCGCGUACACCUUCAGCGGCAGCAUGGCCGGCUACCACCACCCGCUCCUUUUCGAACCAGGCACCUCCUGGGGCUACGGCGGCGGCCUCGACUGGGCAGGCCAACUCAUCGAGCGAGUCACCAACUCCACCCUUGAAGACUACAUGCGAGCCCACAUCUGGAGCAAACUAGGCGCCCAAUCCACAACCUUCCACCCAGAGCGGAAGACACAUCUCCCCCCACUCGUCCCAAUGAUGUACCGCAACGGCAUCACCUCAGCACCCACCGAAAAGAGACCACUCACCCUCGUCCAACCAGCCCAGCACGCCCUCGGCGGCGUCGGCCUAUUCAGCACUCCAACCGACUUCUCCAAGCUCCUCGUCUCCAUCCUCCAAUCCAGCACCACCACCACCAACUCCACAGCCAACCAACAGGACCCCAUGACAACCCCCCAACUCCUCACCAAACCCAGCAUCGACCUCCUCUUCCGCCCCCAACUAGACCCCCAAUGCCGCGCAUCAAUGCCCCGACCACUCGGCGCGCAAAUGCGCCGCGUCCUAAACAUCAACGACAUCAAUGACGCCGCACAAGCGGACCAUGCCCUAGGAGGAACCAUCACGCUGAGGGAUAUCCCCGGUCGACGACGAGCGGGAAGUAUGAACUGGAGUGGAUUGCCGAAUUUGCACUGGUGGAUCGACCCCAAAUCAGGCAUCGCCGCAGCGCUCUUCACCCAACUCAUGCCGCCGACAGACGCGAGCGUUACGGAUUUGCUGAUUGAGUUGGAGCGAGCUCUUUACAGCGCUGUUGCUAUUGCUCGGGGGGCGGAGGGGGAUGGGAAGCCUUCUGUUUCGGGAGUGGGUGAUGUGGGUAAUAUGGCGAAGCUAUAG